Messenger RNA from Echinops telfairi (small Madagascar hedgehog), 2175 nucleotides. It is a transcript of the gene CHADL, whose product is annotated as chondroadherin like. Gene Ontology annotation, cellular component: extracellular matrix; membrane. Bases 1 to 2175 code for a protein of 724 amino acids. NCBI's taxonomy places the organism in Eukaryota, Metazoa, Chordata, Mammalia, Afrosoricida, Tenrecidae. Gene Ontology annotation, biological process: toll-like receptor signaling pathway; immune response. The transcript is spliced from 7 exons. The record is from RefSeq and is a predicted model, not a curated record. Gene Ontology annotation, molecular function: transmembrane signaling receptor activity; protein binding.
AUGGCUGUGGCUCUGCCCCAGAGCUCCACCCCUUUCUUCUUGGUGCUGCUGCUGCCGCUGCUGCUGCCGCCGCCGGGCCCAACACGGCAUGCAGCUGCUGCACAGCGCUGCCCACGGGUCUGCAUCUGUGACAGCUCCAGGCGGCAUGCUGUCUGCAGGCAGCAGAACCUCACUGAGGUGCCAGACACCAUCCCCGAGCUGACCCAACGGCUGGAUCUCCAGGGCAACAAGCUGAAGGCGAUCCCCCCAGCGGCCUUUGGGGCCCUGCCAUACCUGACACACCUGGACUUGCGCCAUUGUCGAGUAGAGCUGGUGGCUGAAGGGGCCUUCCGAGGCCUGGGCCGCCUGCUCCUCCUCAACCUGGCCUCAAACCGCUUGCGUGUGCUGCCCCAGGAGGCUCUGGAUGGGCUGGGCUCUCUGCAACGGCUGGAGCUGGCUGGGAACCUGCUGGAGGAGCUGCGCCCGGGCACAUUCGGGGCGCUGGGGGCACUGGCCACCCUGAACCUGGCGCACAACGCCCUCGUCUACCUGCCGGCCAUGGCCUUUCAGGGGCUGCUGCGGGCCCGCUGGCUGCAACUGUCCCACAACGCGCUCAGCGUGCUGGCCCCCGAGGCCCUGGCCGGCCUGCCCACCCUGCGCCGCCUCAGCCUGCACCACAACGAGCUGCAGGCCCUGCCCGGGCUGGCGCUGUCCCAGGCUCGGGGCCUGGUGCGUCUGGAGCUGGGCCACAACCCGCUGACCUACGUGGGCGAGGAGGAUGCGCUGGUGCUGCCCGGCCUGCGGGAGCUGCUGCUGGACCACGGGGCACUGCAGGCCCUGGACCCGAGGGCCUUCGCCCGCUGCCCACGUCUGCGCACCCUGGACCUCCGCGGGAACCAGCUGGACAUGCUGCCUCCGCUGCAGGGCCCGGCCCUGCGCUGCCUGGGCAAUGGCGCAGAGGAGGAAGAGGAGGAGGUGGCAGCCCGGCUCCGCGCCCCUACCCGCGCCCCCCAGGAGGAUGAGAGGGCAGCCCGGCCCUGCCCGCGCAGCUGCACCUGCUCCUCCGAGUCCUGGCACAGCAGCUGCGAGGGCCGCGGUCUGCGAGCGGUGCCCAGCGGCUUCCCCAAUGCCACCCAGCUCCUGGACCUGCGGGGGAAUCACUUCCCCUCAGUGCCUCGAGCGGCCUUCCCGGGCCUGGGCCACCUGGUAUCCCUGUACCUCCAGCACUGCCACAUCACUGAGCUAGGGGAGGGCGCCCUGGCGGGCCUGGGCCGCCUGGUCUACCUCUACCUUGCAGACAAUCAGCUGUCAGGCCUCAGCCCAGCUGCCCUGGAAGGGGCGCCCCACCUGGGGUACCUGCACUUGGAGCGCAACCGCUUCGUGCGGGUGCCGGGGGCUGCCCUGCGUGCCCUGCCCAGCCUUUUCUCUCUGCACCUGCAGGACAAUGCCCUGGCACGCCUGGAGCCAGGGGACCUGGCGGGGGCGCAGGCCUUGCGCUGGCUCUACCUGAGUGGCAACCGCAUCACCCAAGUGUCCCCAGGGGCACUCAGCCCCGCGCGGGAGCUGGAGAAGCUCCACCUGGACGCGAACGAGCUUCGCGACGUGCCCACAGGGGCCUUGGCCGGGCUGCCGGCCCUGGCGGAGCUGCAGCUCUCGGGGAACCCUCUCAGCGCCCUCCGCGACGGAGCCUUCCGGCCUGUGGGCAGGUCUCUGCAGCGGCUCUUCCUGAACGGCAGCGGCCUGGAGCAGGUUUCUCCCGGCGCCUUCCAGGGCCUGGGGCCCGGGCUUCUGAGCCUGCACCUGCAGGAGAACUGGCUGCAGGUCCUGCCCGCCCUGCCUGCACUCACACGGCUCGAAGACAUUGACCUAAGUGGCAACCCCUUCCGCUGCGACUGUCAGCUGCUCCCGCUACACAGGUGGCUCUCGGGGCUGAAUCUGCGGGUGGGGGCCACCUGUGCAGCACCCCCUAGUGCCCGGGGCCAGAGGGUGGCAGCCGCCGUGACUGCAUUUGAAGACUGCCCUGGCGCCAGGAGAGCCCCCACUGAGGGAAGACUCCGGGGAGCUCACAGGUUAGCAGUGGGGCUGCAGAGCAAGGGCAGCAUCUACCUGGCAGCUGCCGUGAAGAUGAAAAUCAGCUAUUACAACAUGAUCUUCACGCAGUCAUGGGAUGUCAGGCAGAGCGUUUACAAACGUUAA